GACCUCCUAUAGAUGCCUCUAUGAUCUCUUCCUCAUUCUUUUGAAGUAGGAUAAGAGGUUAUAUUGACAUACAAGUAAUGCGGCAGAGGUUACUAGUGAUACAAGUGGAUUGCAGAUUUUAAAAUGGGUCUAACAGCUGUAGAAAGUAACCUGUGAUAUCAUUGACAAAUCGAAAUGCAUAGUGGGAAGAACAUAGUUGAUUUUUCGUUUUGUUUUCAAUACGAUAGACAAUUUUGGAUUCCAAUUAUAUUUUUGUUGUUACAAGUCAUUGGUUCAAACUGUUGGCCAUCGUAUCGAUUUAAUAUUCCUAAUGGAAAUAUUGUUCCAAAUCCGUGUAAUCCAACCGAAAUGUGGACGGCUGUAGGACAUGGAAAACCUAAAGUGUUUGCACCAAGAAAUCCUUUUGGAGAAGACUUCUUACGAAGUAGAAUGACAUGGACCAGACAACUUUGUAUGAUGGAUUCUGAUGGAGAUGGUCGUACGAAUGGGGAGGAGCUCGGCGAUCCAACAUGUGAAUGGCAACAAAAAAAUCAUACACCUUUAUCAAAGACAGUUUCACAUCCAGGAGUUUGCGAACCGAUAGGUAGUCCAGUAUGUGCACAGAAACCGAAUAAUUAUGUAUGUCCUGGUCAGAGAAAUCUUGAUUGUCCUUCGUUUGCAAGGAAUGAUACAGAAAAGUUACAUAUCAAUAUGACUAAUGCGCAUGUUCCAAUAAAAGCAUCAUCAUAUGUAUGUUUAGAAGUAAGAUUACCAUUUGACCAGGAUUAUCAUCUUCUUGCUGCAGAACCAAUCAUAGACCAGUCCAAAAUAGUGGACCAAAUACAGAUAUUUGCCUGUGAUUCUGGUCUUCACUCCCGAGUGUAUAACCAUCCAUUUGAGUGUGGCGAGAAACCCCGUGGAGAUUGCCAAAGUCUAAUAGGUGGUUACUCAAGGCAUGAGAAUGGAAUUUGUUUCCCGCCUAAAUCAGGUUAUAGAAUAGGCGAGAAUGGGUGCAGGCAAAUGAUUUUCCAGAUAAGAUAUAAAAACCCAUAUUUGAAUCCAGCACUGUAUGACAGCUCAGGGAUAACUUUGUACUACACUAGUUACCUUCAACGUUUUGAACUUGGAAAUAAAUUGAUUUCGGUUACCCAUUUUACACUACCUACUGGACAGAAAACAACCACAAUAACAUCUGAGUAUCCUGGAGAAUGUUCUACCAUGCAAAUGUCCAAACCAAUAUAUAUAACAGGUGCAUUCAUUCAUAUGCACAGCUAUGGCCGUCAACAGAUCGUUGAAUUAAUAAGAGACGGCGUUCCUGUUGAAGUCAUAGCCGAUGGAACCGGAUUCAAAGCACAUAAUCUAAAGGGAACACAUCUAAAAAAGCCCAUUCGAAUGUUUCCUGGUGACAGUAUAAGGACGGUGUGCUGGUAUGACACUACAACUGCGAAGACACCAAUCAAGUGGGGUUUACUUUCAACCAAUGAAAUGUGCUCAACAAGUCUCAUGUACUAUCCACGAGAUGAUUGGUUGGAUGCCACUGCUACUUCCUUCAAGGAGAUUCCUCUCUGCAAGCUGCAGACGACAGGGGAAGCAAACGGUUGUCAUUUUGGUCGUUUGUUUGAUGCUGUUCGUCAACCAGACGCCACUUCAGUUGCCUUGGACCACUGCGCCGCUGAGAAAAUUUGCACCAAUGCGUGUGCUUCAAUAGCAUCAGUUGCGUUCACUCAUCCAUGUCUUAGGGGAGACAACUAUGAAUUACUACAAUCCCGACUGACAAGAAAGUUCGAAAGUUUGAAAAAUUUUAUGGAUGCUUUAAAGCUAUGUCGUGUGGAAUAUAUUAAUAAUACAAAUGUUCAGGAGACAAUUACUACUACGACAGAAAUUCCACCUACCGUUCAUUCAAACAUUGAUUUAUCAAAUUUUCAGAUUCCAACAGGUGGGAAGACUCAGUUCAACAACCCAGGUAUUCCAAUACCAUUUCAAAAGACUAGACAAAGCACAUCAAGAAUGGGUUCAAUGCAAAAUCGACGAGUACGUCCUGUCAGGACAAAUAGUCCAGUCAGGACAAACAGUAUACAUCCACAACAUGUUAUAGAAGCAAUAGAGUUAAAACAACAAUCAGAAAAACGUUUAACUCUUGCUCAUAUACAAUCAGUGCCUUCAAGACGUAAUUCAGUUAGAGCAACCCCAUUUCCAACGCCAGUAUUUCCAAAACAAAUAAAUAAGAGUGGGACAAGAACUUUUUCAUCUCAGGGAGAACAGAACGUCCCUUCUUUAGCACCCAGGGAUCCUUUAGUAGCAAAGUUGGCGAACUUAAUCCAUACAAUGCACAAUCCAUCAAGCGCGUAAUCUCUAAAACGUUUAUCCUACAUAUUAAACUUUGAUGUUCGGCUUAUUAUGAUACUAAUUGGGCUAUCUGUCUAUGACUUAUAGUUAACAUGAGGAGUUUUAUUUGUUGUUUAAUAAAAUAGAGAAACUACAAAACAAAACAAAAAGCCCUAUAUCUACCAAUGAAAACUGAAAACGAAAACUCGAAAGGACAAUACCAGUUUCAUAAACAAACUUGAGAAAACCAAAAUAAAUUACGAAUGUAUUAAAG
This is a messenger RNA of Mytilus trossulus (common blue mussel), 2578 nucleotides long. RefSeq lists its product as uncharacterized. The coding region runs from base 175 to 2328 and encodes 717 amino acids. The transcript is spliced from 8 exons. Lineage: Eukaryota; Metazoa; Mollusca; Bivalvia; Mytilida; Mytilidae. The record is from RefSeq and is a predicted model, not a curated record. Gene Ontology annotation, molecular function: dopamine beta-monooxygenase activity; copper ion binding.